AUGUCCGAGCCAGGCCCCGAAUCGGUGCCUACAAGCGCCGACCCGCGCAGCAAGCGACCAACAAAGCGGCGCGCUGUGACCCCGCACUCCGAGCAGGCAAACCAGAUCGAGACACUCUUCAAGGAUCCGAGCAAGGACCUGCAACUACCCAAUGCCCUGAAACCGCGCACAGUGGCAUCCCUCUCAGCACCGCCGGAGAUCGUUACCAAUGUGCAGGGUUCAUCAGCUGGUGCUGGCUCGGGAGAAUUCCACGUGUACAAGGCCAGCCGGCGACGGGAGUAUGAACGACUGCGCUUGAUGCAGUCUGAGGUGGAUAAAGAAAAGGAUACGGCGAACUGGGAAAAAGAGAGAGAGGAGGCGAAGCGGAAGGAUGAUGAGAAGACGGAAAAGAAUCGUCGGAGGCGGGAGAAGAAGAAGAAUGCUAAAGGCAAGAAGGGCGGUGGUGAUCAAAAGGACACAGCUUCUACAAAGACCUCGGCUGCCCCAGGCUCAAUGGUCCCUGCUACAGACAAUGAUGGAGUUGCUGCGGAGGGCCAGAUGCCUGUGCAGGAAGUUCCGGGUAUCAUUAUCCACGAUGAGGACUAG
Penicillium paradoxum is the source of this 585-nucleotide messenger RNA. RefSeq lists its product as uncharacterized. Lineage: Eukaryota; Fungi; Ascomycota; Eurotiomycetes; Eurotiales; Aspergillaceae. The coding region runs from base 1 to 585 and encodes 194 amino acids. The transcript has a single exon. Gene Ontology annotation, cellular component: nucleolus. Gene Ontology annotation, biological process: negative regulation of protein kinase activity. The record is from RefSeq and is a predicted model, not a curated record. Gene Ontology annotation, molecular function: protein kinase inhibitor activity; protein kinase binding; double-stranded RNA binding.